AUGGUAUCCAACAGCUUCCCAGUUGCUGAACACAGCGUCAUGAUGGUUUCAGAGGAAGUAAGUGCAAUAAUCCAAGGCGAAACUCCGAUCAAGAGAUCUGAUUCGGGCAGUUUUGUUCUAGAUUGCAACAUACGAGACAAGAGUUUUCCUCGAUCCCUUUGUGACCUAAGAUCCAGCGUAAAUCUCAUGCCGCACUCUAUCGCGAUAUCCCUGGGAUACGACGAGUUCAAACCCACCGAAAUAACUUUGGUCCUUGCUGAUAGAUCCGUCAGAGUACCUGAGGGAGUACUAGAUGACGUGCCGAUAAGAAUUAACGACUGUCAAGUACCAACAGAUUUCGUUGUGUUGAAAUACCAGAAUGAACCAAAAGAUCCCCUCAUCUUAGGUAGACCAUUUCUAGCUACCGCUGGUGCAAUCAUCGACAUUAAGGAAGGUCGGAUAUGUUUAAACUUUGGAAACAUUCCAAUGACCUUCGAUAUGGAAAAACUGAUAAAACGACCCUUAAUCGAUAAACAAGCCUCUUACGUGGACGAUAUCUCUGAGUUGGCUGAAGAAUCCUUCAUAGACCAAUGCUCAGAUGAUCCCCUGAAAAAAGUGCUCACAUCUACCGAAGGGGAAACAUUUAGCAUCGACAUCAUAGCUGAUGAAUACACGUGA
Brassica napus (rape) is the source of this 657-nucleotide messenger RNA. RefSeq lists its product as uncharacterized. NCBI's taxonomy places the organism in Eukaryota, Viridiplantae, Streptophyta, Magnoliopsida, Brassicales, Brassicaceae. The coding region runs from base 1 to 657 and encodes 218 amino acids. The transcript has a single exon. The record is from RefSeq and is a predicted model, not a curated record.